ACUCCAACUUCCACAUGCGAUAGGAGAUUGCAUCUCCAAACAUGAUCCAAACAGGCCAAUAAUCCACGGUAUCAAAACCGGGAGUAGAUCUUUCUAGGCAGUCAUCUUUUUACACGAGCCAUAAACAAACAUUUAACAGUUAACAGUUAACAAUAAACAUUAAACAAAAAACUAAAACAAUGAACGCAGCAUACUGAGACACAGUAACUAAUAAAGGUUUGUCACAGGUUUUGUUUACAGAACUAGAGUGUGUUUACAGGUGCUGCUGGUUUAAUUUAUGAAACACUUGCAAUCCUUGUGCAUAUUUAUGACUUCUGGUCCGGUCCAUCUGAGAGCAAGAUUUUUAUCAGUUGAACCCUUAUGGAAACGUUUAUUUUGAAGGGCCAUUCGAAGCAGUUAUCUCUGAACACUUUGGUUUAGAGAAAUCCUACAACAUGGUGGCCAUUUAUCCCAUUUGGAAUGCAGGGAAGGUCUUCAGGACUACUUUAAAAAAAAAUGAAAGGGAUGUCUGUAAGAGCAGUGUUGGAAGUAAACUCUGCAGGACGUGGCCCUUCAGGAAUAGUACUGAAUAGCCCUGAGGUAUGUGUUACCUGAUUGGCCCAGUUUGAGGUGCUACCUGCUCAUAUGUGGAGAUGAUAAACAAUAACAAUCUAAUCUAUUAACUUUUGAAGAAAAUCUGUUUAUUGGCGGAAUUAUUCUAUGUUUGGAGGGGAAAUUAUUUACCAACACCAAGUUAUUUGUUCUUCCAUUGUUACUAAGACAGAAGCAUGUGAGUCAGUAGAUUUUGAACCAUCUGCUGCAAUCUAGGGACAGUAACAGUUAAAGAAAAUGGUAAAGCACGGCCAAGUAAAACCCUCUGCAGCCCACGUGACUGACUAGCAGUCAGACAAGGGCAGCUCAUGUCAUCAGCAAAUGGGAGCAGCAAGGAGUAGGCCAUAUGGGCAGCCCAGUGCUGGAUCCUCGUACACGGUUAGACUUUGAUCUUGGGCCAGGAUUGGGAAGGUGUUGGGUUUAAGCGGAGCUGGGAAGGGUUAGAUAGAGAGGACGAAAGAAGCUGGGAGAGUCUGGGGUACGGAACAUUUACUGACCAGAAUCGGGUGAACAGCGAGGAACCGAACGACAGGUUCUGUACCAGCACUGCCAUGUUCUGCAAGACGCAACAGAGCCAGGCAGUCAGACUGUGUGCAGGAGUUGAGCAGAAGAGCGUAUGAAAGUGCAGAAAGAGUGAGGCAGAAAGAAAAAGAAAGGAAAGAGGAGGCACGAAGCCAUGGAGAUGGAGGAAAGCUUUGAUGCCGAGGCCAGUUUUGAUGAUGCCUCCUGUCUCUCCCCUCAGAGCCCCGGGUCCACCUCCCCAGCCAGGAGGCAGAAUAAGGAGAAGGAGAUCAAGGAGACCAAAAUCACUAUCAACUGCAUCACCUUCCCUGUGCCCAUGUCUAUGCCGGAGCAGCAGCUUCUCAAGCCCAAUGAAUGGAGCUACUGCGACUAUUUCUGGGCUGAUAAGAGGGACCCUCAGGGGGCCACAGUUUCAGGGUUCGAGGUGCUGCUGCAGAAACAGUUGAAGGGGAAGCAGAUGCAGAAAGAAAUGGCAGACUUCAUCAGAGAAAGGAUAAAAAUUGAAGAGGAGUAUGCCAAGAACCUCUCCAAACUCUCACAGUUCCCUAUGGCAGCACAAGAGGAAGGGACUCUUGGAGAUGCUUGGGCUCAACUUAAGAAGAGUCUUGCUGAUGAGGCCGAGGUCCAUCUUAAGUUUUCUUCAAAGCUUCAGAGUGAAGUAGAGAAGCCAUUGCUGAACUUCAGAGGAGACAACUUUAAAAAAGACAUGAAGAAAUAUGACCACCACAUCGCUGACCUGAGGAAGCAGCUAGUCAGUCGGUAUGCUGCAGUAGAGAAGGCACGGAAGGCUCUAGCAGACAGACAGAAGGAUCUUGAGGUGAAAACCCAGCAGCUUGAGAUCAAACUGAGCAACAAAACAGAGGAGGAUAUUAAGAAAGCCCGACGGAAAUCUACACAAGCAGGUGAUGAUCUGAUGCGCUGUGUGGACCUUUACAAUCAAGCUCAGUCAAAAUGGUUUGAGGAGAUGGUCACCACAAGCAUGGAGUUGGAGAGACUGGAGGUAGAGCGAGUGGAGAUGAUACAGCAGCACCUGAGCCAGUACACCACGCUACGUCACGAAACAGACAUGUUCAACCAAAGUACAUUGGAGCCAGUGGACCAGCUCCUGCAGAGUGUGGACCCAGCCAAAGACAGAGAGUUCUGGGUUAAAGAACACAAAACAGGGGAACUGAGACCUGUGGACAUGGACAUCUAGAAGACACAGACACAUACAGUACAGAUUAUAUAAGAAUCUACCUGCAUGCCUGUCUACCUGAGUACUUCAACCUCUCAGCCAAAGCCAUACAGGUAUCUCCCCCUUGAAGCACUGGUUGUUUUGUGGAUUUGGAUAGAAACUACAAAAUCAAAGCUUUCUUAAUCAAAGACUUUCUUAAUAUCACAUUAAAUGGGUGAUAAUAAAGGACAGUAGCACAGAAUGAAUAUUGAGUAGUGAUCCCGUGCUGUGUUUUAGCAAAUAAUCCUGCAUGUCCUUCAAAUAACUUUAAUAUUAUGACUUCCCGGUAUGACAUUUAUAUUAACAUUGUCAAGAAACCAUUGAUAAAAAUCAGAACAACUAGCCUACUGUACAGUAAAAAUACGACUUGUUUAUUUGCCGAAGUAGAUGCCUACAAAACAAAUUUCAUCCAACCAAUGUUUUUAGUUUUUAUCUUUUUGGUGUCAAAGUGAAAUCGUGUACGCACAUUGACUGAACAGCUUGUUUAGUUACCUAAACGAAAACUUGGAACAAGUAUUGCCAUACAAAAUAUUCCAGAAAUUUGUUUAAAAACAAGAAUCCUGUGCAGAAAUAACCAGCACUAAAUUAUGAGGGGAAAAAGCUCAAAUAUAUUGUCAUUAAAUAAUAUUGAUAAAUCUGUUUUGUAAUUAAAAAAACUGAUAAACUGCUGGCAAAUCUACAGCCUUCCUUCUGAAAGAGAGGUCUGAACAGAAUGCAUUAACUGAUCUAUUUUCAUAUUGUUGCAGAUUUAUUUAGUAGAAAAGCAUGUUUCGUCUAAAUUUAGUACUAGUUCUGUAUGGUUAAUGGAAAAUAGAUGUGUGAAUUCAGUGGUACUGGUUAGUCCAUUGAUUGUGUUCAUGGAAGACAUGUCAACUAGCUUGGCAUUCAAAAGACCAGGACUCAAUAGCAAAUUCAUAUAAUUUUUCCCAGCUAAAGCCAAGAAACCCCCUUAUGCAGAUAGCCAGAUUUAUUAUUUUGGCAUCUAUAAGUUGCGCUAAAACAACUUAAUAGAGGAUAACGUUUCUUAAAGGUGAAAUUAUAUGUUUUUGACUGUAGAAUCCAGGUGUCAAUCAAAGGUGGAUCAGACGUGAAUUAUGAUGAUUUGUGUUACAAUGUACACCUUUUAGUGCCUAAAGGUAAAAUUGCCUUGGAAUGUUCAUAAUCUAUUCUGUUAAGUGUUUGUAUAUAGAUGUAAAUAUGCGUGUGCCGUUUUUUGUCUGUAAUUGUUGUCAAGCACAUCCUUAUACAUGCUCAUCUCUUUGUCAUCUUUGUGAUACCAUGUGUGUACCAUGUUUUAACUGAAUUUUAAAAUGCACAUUAAUAGAUACAUAAACUUGUGACUGAUAGAUACCACAAUUUUACAUUGAAUGCAUGUUGUAUAGGCAGCUAAUUAUCACAUUGUUCAAACCAUACUACUCUAAUACUGGCAGAUAAUUUCCCAUUUUAAAAUGUAUACAGUAAUAAUGAGAAAUAUGAUACAUGUAUAGAAUGCUCGUUUGAGAAAGUCAAAGCACAGACUGUCCAAAGCACAUUUUGGUUAAAGAAAAAUAUGUGCUUUCAUUCAAAUUUCUCUCAGAUUUGUAUUAUUUUACUAUCAGCCGGUUAUGUUCUUGACAGGGAAGACAUUAGCAGUUAAAGCAUAGAAUUCAGGAGCAAAAACUACUUAACUUAUACACUUGCUGCCUCUAUUAAACUUACAAUGCAAAUAAAUCGCUGAUGGAAACAUAAUGGGAUCUUUUGUGUUCUAAUAAGAUAUUUGUAAAACACAUUACAAUGAGAAAAUUCGAAUUAUUAUACAAUAAUGCGAAAUAAAAUCUGAAAUUUACAAGUACAAAUGCAGUACCUUGUGACAGGUAAUGCAUUCACUUUAUUGUUUGCUCUUUUGUAAGUUACUAACAAUCAUUCCCAGCUUAGUCUCAUGACAAAUCAUAAUAAUUCAUACAAAAUGGUGAAAACUUAACAUAUCGUACAACUUUUAGACCAAAUAAUCUACAAACAAAAUUUCAAAUCUAUACAAUACAGGCAUAAAAGUUUAUCCAACACUUUAUUAUAAGAAAGGAAACGUCAGGGGCGUGGGUAUCUCAGCGAGUAAAGACGCUGACUACCAUCCCUGGAGUCACGAGUUUGAAUCCAAGGCGUGCUGAGUGACUCCAGCCAGGUCUCUUAUGCAACCAAAUUGGCCCGGUUGCUAGGGAGGGUCGAGUCACAUGGGGUAACCUCCUCGUGGUCACUAUAAUGUGGUUCGCUCUUGGUGGGGCGUGUGGUGAUAUGUGCGUGUAUGCCGCAGAGAAUAGCGUGAAGCCUCCAUACGCGCUAUGUCUCCGCGGUAAUGCGCUCAACAAGCCAAACGAUAAGAUGCACGGACUGACGGUCUCAGACGCGGAGGCAACUGAAAUUCGUCAUCCGCCACCCGGAUUGAGGUGAGUCACUACGCCACCACGAGGACUUUGAGCACAUUGGGAAUUGGGCAUUCCAAAUUGGGGAGAAAAAAAAGGAAACGUUAUGUAAACAGAUUGGUUACUCAGUCCAUAUUUAUUUAUGCAAAACAAAUGACGGAUGUAUUGUAUACUGAUGAGCCAAAACAUUAUGACCACUCACAGGAGAAGCGAAUAACGUUGAUCAUCUCCUAACAAGGCCACAUGUCAAGGUCUGGGAAGAUUAGAUGGUAAGUGAACAGUCAGUUCUCGUAGUCAAUGUGUUGAAUGCAGGAGAAAUGGGCAUGAGUAAGCCUUGACUUUGACAAGGGCCAAAUUGUUAUUGCCAAACAACUGGGUCAGAGCAACUCUGAAAUGGCAAGGCUUGUGGGGUGCUCCCGGUCAGCAGUGGUGAGUACCUACUGAUGGAGAUCCGAGGAGGGACAAACCACAAACCCGCAACAGGGUGUUUGGCGCCCAAGGCUCAUCGAUGUGCAAGGGCAAUGAAGGCUAUCCCAUCUGGUCUGAACUGACAGAAGGUCUAC
Messenger RNA from Myxocyprinus asiaticus (Chinese sucker), 5285 nucleotides. RefSeq names its product growth arrest-specific 7a (gene gas7a). Gene Ontology annotation, biological process: neuron projection morphogenesis; actin filament polymerization. Gene Ontology annotation, cellular component: plasma membrane; actin filament; cytoplasm. The transcript has 11 exons. Gene Ontology annotation, molecular function: actin filament binding. The coding region runs from base 1268 to 2308 and encodes 346 amino acids. NCBI's taxonomy places the organism in Eukaryota, Metazoa, Chordata, Actinopteri, Cypriniformes, Catostomidae. The record is from RefSeq and is a predicted model, not a curated record.